Molecule: messenger RNA, 1209 nt
Organism: Cryptosporidium muris RN66
Lineage: Eukaryota; Apicomplexa; Conoidasida; Eucoccidiorida; Cryptosporidiidae
Exons: 1
Coding region: 1-1209 (402 amino acids)
Source: RefSeq, a predicted model, not a curated record
AUGGAAAUAAUUAAGGAAGUUGAGAAAUGUGAUAGUAAAUUAGACAAAUAUUUGGAUAUUUCAAGUAAUGAUAAUAUAAUACUAAAAAGUAAGCUGGAGGUAAAAUUAAAUGACUUGGAAAAACGGCACUUGGCUAUUAAAGAAAGGGAAUCUCAAGCAGUAGGGAUUUUUGAAAGGAAAUUAAGACAAAUAGAAUUAGAGCACAAGAUGGAAAUUCAACUCCGGCGACAACUAAGGUAUGAAGUCAAUAACCUUCGUAAGCGGCUGUUAGAAACUCAUCAACUAUAUUAUGAUACCCUAGAGGAGAAUGCAAAACUACAUAAAGAGAUUGAUAGAUUAAAAUUUGGACUUUUAGAACAACCAACUGGUAAUUCGAGAGAUAUCAGUUUAUCUAAAAUUGACUCUGUAGAUGAUAAACAGGAACAUUUUAAUAGGCUAGAAUUGAAGAACCCUGAAGAUAAAACAAUAUUUGAAAAAGGUGAAGUCUACAAUAUAUAUAAAGAACUUUUAGAAGGUACUGAUGACAAUAAAAUAAUUAAGGAUUUUAUAGAAUUUAAAGAUAAAAAGGUCUCAAAUAGAGAUGUUAAUAAGACAAUUAAUAUUGAUAAAGAAGUCAAAGAAGUUGAAAAGAUCGAAUUAUGUAACAAGGCUAUAGAACAAAAACAAAAACAAAAACAAAAACCUAGAGUUCAUAAUAUAUAUAAAUUAGAUGAAAAAGAUGAAAUUUCGCCACAAAUAAAUUUUGGAAAGCAAUUUAAUAUAGCUAAAGUCCCAACACUUCGCUCUGAGAGAGCCCAAGACUGGUUAAAACAAUUAGAAGCACUUUAUAGCCCAAAUGAAAGCCCAAAAGGUGAUAUAUUAAUUCCAAAUUACUUAUCUGAGAACAAAAAAGAAUUUAGUUGGGAUAUUCCUAUAGAAAAAAAGGAAAUAAAUGUAAACAAAUUGUCAACACAAUCUACUCAUGAUGAGAUUGAAUAUGCAGAAACUAUGCUAGAUAAUACAGAUAUAAUAAUUAACCAGAUUAGUCAUAAGGAUAAACAACUUUCAACAUUACUUAAUCAAACAUUAAAAAUGCAAGAAAUAUUGGGACAAAAUAAUAUGGAUUACAAUAAUGAAAUAAAUAUAUUUCGUAAAACAUCUUCAUUUUAUAAUGAUUAUUCAAACAGCAAAAAAUCUGACUGGAAUCAUAAAUUUAUUAUAAAAAGAUAA